CGGCCCUAGCGACGGCGCUGCUCGCGCAUCGGCGCGCCUCACGGCCGGGCAGUCCUCGGCACCCUUGGAAAGGCGACGUCCUGCACAUCAUCUGCAGACACACGUGAACCCGGGGAGCAGGCCGGAGCGCGGGCGCACUGCUCCACGGCCGCUUCGCACGCCAGCCGCCGCCCGGCGCAGCCAGGGCCCCGAGCCAACUCCAAGCUGGCGGCACAGCAGCCAGCCCAUCCGCUCCCUGUCGCGGGGCAGCCGGCUCAAUGUCUCCCUGCCAUGCCCGGGAGAGCUCUCCCAACGCCAGGCCGAAGCGCGGACCCCGCGCGGCCGCGCCCAGAAGUGGAUGUCGGCGGAUAGAUUCCACAAGAACACCUGAUGCCACAGAACUCAGACUCACCAUCUUGGGCGGUGGACAGAAAGAGAAACUAAAAGGACUUGUGGGUAAUAUGUAAGUAGCUGCAGCUAUCGCGAGAGCUGGCGUCUGCGCGGGACUUCGGAUUUAAAGCGACAGGACUCCUUAAAUUCUUCCUCGGAGGCGGUGCCUAGAGCAGCUUCUCACCCAGCCGCAAGGUGGGCCGGGGCGGAGACGCUGCAUCUGGGCGCCCUGGCCCGCAGAAGCAUCGGUGGUGGACGAAGCGCUGUCCUGCACUACUGUGUCAGACUCCCUGGCCUCUCCCUGCGCCCCCCGAGCCAGUCAUGGCCCAGCAGAGAGCCCUGCCGCAGAGCAAGGAGACGCUGCUGCAGUCCUACAACAAGCGGCUGAAGGACGACGUCAAAUCCAUCAUGGACAACUUCACUGAGAUCAUCAAAACUGCCAAGGUCGAGGAUGAGACACAGGUGUCACGCGCCACUCAGGGUGAACAGGACAAUUACGAGAUGCACGUGCGAGCUGCCAACAUUGUCCGAGCAGGCGAGUCCCUGAUGAAGCUGGUGUCUGACCUCAAGCAGUUCCUGAUCCUCAAUGACUUCCCAUCAGUGAACGAGGCCAUUGAUCAGCGCAACCAGCAGCUGCGCGCCCUGCAGGAGGAGUGCGACCGCAAGCUCAUCACGCUGCGGGACGAGGUCUCCAUCGACCUGUAUGAGCUGGAGGAGGAGUAUUACUCGUCCAGCUCGAGUCUUUGCGAAGCUAAUGACUUGCCUCUGUGCGAAGCUUACUGGAGGCUGGACCUGGACACAGACUCUGCUGAUUGCUUCUCGGCCCCUCUGCUGGCAUCCCCGGAUCCUGGCACGGGCUCCCUGCAGGUUGCGGCCCCUGCCCACUCCCAUGCUGGUGGCUCCGGCCCCACAGAGCAUACCUGAGCUUCCCGGGAUGCCUCCCUGUGCCCCUGGUUUAUCAGGAACAAAGUCUAGCCCUCUCCUCUGGAUGCCCACUGCCCCUCACUUCUUGGGGACCCCAGGGCCCAGGAGCCACCGUGACCUCCUUAGAUAGGAAGCUGUCCGGGCUGGGGCCUGCCUCCCAGGAUCGCUGUGGAGAAUUCAGCCGCUUCCAGGGUGGCCCGGCAUCGUCUCUAGCUGCUACCUUCCUGGCUGGCCAGGUGGGCGGAAGUUGAGGGCUCUGACUGGGCAAGGGGGAUGACUGAUGGCAGAAGGUGGCCUCCCCAAGUUUAAAACUGGGAGCCACCCAAAGUCGGUGGUGUGGGCCAAGCCUCGCCUCCCAUCCUUGGGCCACAGUGCCUCUGCAGAGCCCUCCACUGCCUUUUGUCCCAGCACGCACGUCUGUGCCAUAGGCUGGAUGCCUUGGCAGGCCCGUGUGAGAAGCUUCUCCCUGUACCCUGCCGCCAUGUCCAUUCUGCCACUUUUGUAAUGAGAUUGAAUAAAAACACUGCUACUCUUUCA
Molecule: messenger RNA, 1830 nt
Organism: Chinchilla lanigera (long-tailed chinchilla)
Lineage: Eukaryota; Metazoa; Chordata; Mammalia; Rodentia; Chinchillidae
Gene: Med22
Product: mediator complex subunit 22
Exons: 5
Coding region: 691-1293 (200 amino acids)
Biological process (GO): regulation of transcription by RNA polymerase II
Cellular component (GO): mediator complex
Molecular function (GO): transcription coregulator activity
Source: RefSeq, a predicted model, not a curated record